Orbicella faveolata is the source of this 8205-nucleotide messenger RNA. Its product is annotated as delphilin-like. Gene Ontology annotation, molecular function: protein binding. Lineage: Eukaryota; Metazoa; Cnidaria; Anthozoa; Scleractinia; Merulinidae. The record is from RefSeq and is a predicted model, not a curated record.
CUCAGCCGUGCAAGAUCAUCGGUUAAACAAACGUAUCGAAUACAUUAAACAACAAAGUUCUUGGAUAAAUAUUUUGACGAAGACACCUUUUGAAGUUGUGCAUAUUGAACAUGACCCAUGGAGUUUAUAAAGCGCAGUAUCGGAGAUCUGGGAACGAGGUAAGGAAAUGCUUUACCCCCGCGAGAGUUCUUUAAUUAAUCGAGGGUAUUCGUGAAAAAAACUGUUUGCGUUACAGCGCUUUUGUCUCACAGAUAUGACGUAAGGUCAAGGGUAGCAAUCAAAGAAUGUUUACUUUCAUCAGAGCUGUUUUCCAUAUUCUCCAAGCCAGCGCCAAAGCGAUCCUUGAGAAAAAUACCCAAGGUUCCCCUGGUACUUACAAAGAUCCGAUUACGUUUAGUAACUCACUGUUUUGUUAGCAUUUUUUCGCUUAGGAUGUCAAGGAUGGCGGCGUCGAUGCCCGAAUUUUAAAGAUAUGCAAAUCUUGCUAGAAGUGCUGUGUGCAUGAAUAAUUACAGCCUCACUGCUGAGUGGACAUCACAGCGAAGGUGAAUUGUUUUAGGUGAUCUCGCGCUGCGCGAAAACUAAACAACAACGUCAGUUUGUUUUAUAACUUGGCCUUUGGGGAUGAAUUCUUCAGUGGAAAAUGGAAGUUAAAGUAUUCAACGAACGAAACAUUGUCGUCGAGACCGUUUUCUAGCGGUUUUUGUCUGGGAUUUCGUUGCUAACUCGAUCAGCUUCGUGCGACGUUCUGGUUGCCUGGUUUCAAAUUUUGGCGUCGUCGACGUUGCUUGUCAAUCCUCAAAAUAGUCCUCGAUAAACGUGUCCCGAAUUGGACUCGCUUUAGAUGUCAUCAACUUACAUUGGAUUUCAACAACAAGGAUUCCAAGCCCCAAAAUUCGUCAUUGGAACGUUAACUGUUCACAAAGACUUUGAAGGACGAGUUUUGUGGAAAGUUUACGAAUGGUCACCUGGUUGUUAACGGGAUGAUUUAGGAGAUCAAUUUUGUGAUAUUAAUUGCCGACUUUGUGGUUGUAAAAAGACUCGUGUAUACAAAAGAGGAGUAUUUAGUUUUAACUUUACGCUUAGAGUUGUUUCAUCAACAUGAGAACAAACGAGAAUUGGCCCGAAGCUUUCGGUUUCACCGUCGGUGGAAAGGUACCUGUGGUUAUUUUGUCUGUGGACGAGAAUUCCGUAGCACAACGGGCAGGUCUUCAGCCUGGCGAUCAAAUACUCGAAGUCAAUGGGGAAAACGUACAAGGUUUAAGCAGAGAAGAAAUAAUCUUAUUAGCAAAACGAUCGCGAACAGUUCCACCAGCACUUGCGGUAAUUUCUCGCAUUAGAACGUUCGAUCUGCGUCGUCGAAGAGGUCGCUUUGGAUUUUCGGUUCGCGGUAAAGGACCCGUGUUCAUUGCAGAUGUAGAGCAAGGAAGUCCCGCUCAAAAUGUCGGCAUUCGGCGCGGCGAUCUUAUUCUUCGGAUAAAUGGUGUCAACUUGAGACAAAUGAAUGAAGAUCAAGUCGGACAAAUGAUCGAUACUUGCGGACCAACGAUUUCUCUAGUGCUAAUCGCCGGAGCGGCCGACAUCGGGAUAACUGACAAACGAGGUGGAAAAAGUUCUUCUUCGAGGUACAGAAGAGCCAGAGAUUUCUUCGUGCAGAUGAAUUAUUAUCUAGCUGGUAAUGAAACGGUCAAAAAGCAGCUCAUCAAGGCCCUUAAUCAGUAUGCACGAGACAGGUCCAUUGAGCAACUGGCACAGAGCCUGAAAGGAAUCCUUCGGACCCCUGUAGAGAGAAAACUGUUGGGAGACAUAAGGAGUUUCAUCCCCAAGAGUGAACAACCAUUGUUUGACAUCCUUGUCGGAAUGAAUGGUGAGAUAAUGCAUACCAAGAGACAGCCUGCUGAUGAAGAUUUUUUGCCGGAUUUUUCAAGUGCCUCUGACUUAGAAUUCUCAGAAUACAACAGCCGUAAUACUGGUGCUCUUGGCAGGUUUGGCACUUGGUCAGUUGGAACAAGUAAUCAAUACAGGGAUCUGACAAGACAGCCAACACGAGAGAGAACUGCUGGACCUCCAAGGACUGUACAAGUCAGACGAGAAGGACCUGGUGCUGGGUUUGGUUUUACACUCAGUGGGAGUUCACCGGUGUUCAUCAAAACUGUUGACAGAGGAGGAGCAGCGUCCAAUGCUGGGAUCAAGGCUGGUGAUCAUAUACUAGAAAUAAAUGGAUUAAAUGUAAGGGGAAAGCCCCACCUUCAUGUUGUACAGCUUUUGAAGGGAAGUGGCUCACAGCCAACCCUAUUGGUUCAGUGGCAUCCCACCAGUGCAUUGAAACCCCAGUCGUCAAUGUCAUCACUUCUGUCAUCCAGCAAGUCUUCUCAGCUGUCUGUCACAUUUGAAAAUGAACGACCUGCAACUGUGUCAAGGUGUUCAUCUAUGGCAUCCAAAGCUUUGUCAUUCAGAAGUGAUCUGUUCAUGAAUGGAGCAGGGUACAACAGGAAUGACCUUCGAUCGCUUUCCAGGCAGUUUAAAAUCCAGAUGAGUCAACUUCUCACACGCGGUGAACAACUUGUUGUCAAACAAAGCCUUAAUCAAUACAGCAAAGAUAGAAAUGUACAAAGACUCAUCAGAGCAUUGGAUCCUGUUCUGGAUGAUGGAGCCAAGCUGCAGAUGUUACACUACUUGAGCGAGCUUCUACCUGAAGCAGAACAGCAAGCAUUUGACAGAGCAGCUGCAAGAAUGAUCUCUAGGAAAAUGGACACUGGUGUUGUCCCUAGUCUGGAAACGAAUGAUGAUGAAGUUGUUGAUGUACUGUACCGAGUGCAAGGCAUGCGGCUUGCUGAUGCACCAAGACCUCGUAAUACCACACCGGGAGGAGUAUUACCUGACGAGCCAUAUGGUAACUGGCCUUCAUCAGGAGCUGUCAGGGGUCGCCUGAGCCCCGGGUUUGGUUAUGGUUCAGACCUGGAUACAGUUCCUGUGCGUGACACUAGAUCCAGGAAUGGUACCCCUGAUUCUGGGUGGGAUGAUGAUGAGGACGAUCUUGAUCUUGCAGGGCUUGAAGAGCUAGCGGAUGCAUUAUUGGCGGAUGAAAUCAGGAAGUCUAGUGUAACAAGAAUUCAGACUCAAGCACAGGUCCACCACAGCCCUGUAACAGCAUCCUCAUCUGGGACACAGGCGUCCUCUGGUACAGGAAUGGUCACUUCAACUCCUCGCUCAGUGAGUGGAGAUAGCGGCAUUGGAGAUGGUUCCGUUGAAGGGUCUGAAGUCUCUGUGGAGAAGAUUCAGCAUCAGCUGGCGAUCACUACACAGGAGUUGAUGGAGACCAAACAGGCUUUGGAUAAGAGCGAGAAAAUGAUAUCAGAAAUGAAAGAGACUGGAGACCGUGGUAGUGAACCUAGCUCUCCAAACGGGGCCGAGAAUCCGUUAGACGCUGCAGUAAAAGCACGCCGAAAGGAUAAAGAUGAAGAGAAGGAGACCGGAGAGAAUGAAGCAAGCACAACUGUCGCCCCUCCACCGCCACCUCCCCCCGUGGGAGCACCCCCUCCCCCGCCUCCGCCUCCACCACCCCCUCCCCCACCGGCAGCUCCGCCUCCUAUGGGUGGUCCUGGAAACCUAGGCGGACAGAUGCAACUGAAGAGAGUAAACUGGGAAAAACUGAGUAUUGCUGGGCUGGAAGAUACUGUGUGGGGACAGUUGCGGCAAAACGAACCAUCAGAAGAAGUUAUUGAGUUUAUUCAACUUGAGCAAAGUUUCAGUGCGAUACAGAAGGCUUCAAGCAAAGAAGAAAAGAAGCCUGCUAAACCAGCCGUGAUGAAUCCCAAGAAAUCUUACAACAUAGCAAUUUUACUGGGUCACUUGAAAAUUCCAUUCGAGGAGAUCAAACAAGCGCUGCUAGCGAUGGACGAGAACAGGUUUACUGAGUCUCAUUUGAAACAGCUUCUCCUUUAUGCUCCGGAUAAAGAAGAGCUUCAAAAGUUCAAAUACUUUGCCGACGAUGUUACUAAGCUGGAUAAAGCGGACAGGUUCUGUUACGAAAUGAGCAAGGUGUCUUGGUACAAGCAGCGGUUAAAAGCCCUACUCUUCAAGGCUCGCUUUGCAGACAAAGUGGAAGAGAUCAAGCCGGACCUAGAAUCGGUUCUUGAUGCUUCAGAAGAAUUGAGGAGGAGUCCAAAACUGCAGAAGAUCUUAGAGUUGGUUUUGGCGAUGGGUAAUUACAUGAAUAAAGGCAACAUGAGAAUAGGAUCAGCGGUUGGCUUCAAGAUUGAAUAUUUAAAUAAGCUCACCAACACUAAGACGUCAGACAACAAGUCCACGCUGUUGCACUUUUUGGUGCAAUCAAUUGAAUCAAAAUGUCCCGAAGUUUUGAACAUUAAGGAAGAAAUUUCCUCGGUCCCAACGGCUGCGAAAGUUUCAGGGCAAAUGGUCGCAUGUGAAGUGGAAGAGUUGGCGGCUGGAAUGAAGGAGUUGAAAUCCGACCUCGGAGCGUUCCGAUCACUUAAGUCCCAAGAUCCAAAUGAUCGCUUUUCCCUGGCGGUUAAGAGCAUUAUUGACGAAACUGAAGGUGAACUGAAUGAUCUACUCAGCUUGCAAGAAAAAUCCACCGGCGAGUUCCGAGAAACUGUGAAAUUCUUUGGAGAAAAACCGUCCUCAGCCACCACAGAAGAUUUCUUUGGUAUUUUCGCCGCGUUUCUUAUGCAUUUUGAGAGGGCGCAUGCAGAAAACUUAUCCAAGUUGAAGUUGAAGGAGGAGCAAGCCAAAAGAGAGAAACAAAGAGAGGAACGCGCAAAACAGCUGAAGAAAGAGCGCAGUAUGAGCGAUCCUGAUUUUGAACCAAAAGAUGAGCUGAAGAGGAGUUUAGAAGAAUUCCAACUUAAGAAACGCCUUCAGAGUCAGAGCAGCAGUGAAGACGUGUUUUCUCCGUUGUCCUCUCCUCGUAAACUGUCAAAUGACACAGGGGCGAAGUCUGUGGAACCACAACCGACUACGAAUUGGACUGUCGUGGAAGUUGGUUCAUCGUCGCCGCCAAAGCAAGAACCGCCGCCAAAGCUAGAAGCGCCGCCAAAGCUAGAAGUUCCAAGGCAAGAAGCUUCAAAGAUUGUCAUAGAGCGCGCGAAGCCACAGGUGCCUACUAAACCUAAACCAGCGCCGCCGAAGACGAAACCGAAAUCGCCAAGUAAAGAGUUCAGUGCCCCUAAAUACACUGUGACCACAACAUCCACCAAUGUCAAGUCUCCCAGUAACGUGGCGCCUUCGGAGCGUGUCAGUGACUACCAGGAAAUCAGAACAGACGGAAAUACUAGAAAAGUAGAACUUCCGAAACUUGAAUUGAAGAGCGAUGCAGCAGAAGACAAAACAAUACCCAGUACAUCCCCAAAUGGUGGUGUGAGAGGUAUGAUGUCUUUGUUUGAAGGAGGAAAGCAGCAGAUGCCUUCUUAUUCCAAACCAGACAUAUCUCAAAAGAAGCCUAGACCUUUUCCCACCAGUGAGAACAAAGCUCCCAGUGUAACCGAGAAAACGAAGGAUGAAGACAUCGUUGAGGUGUCUCCAGCAAUUCCUGAUCGCGGGUAUACAGAGGAAGACGUAUCAUCUUUAUCGCUGAGUCCCAAGCCCUUGCCUCCAACCCCGCCGGUAAGCGGCAGUUUGCCUCAAAUGUCCCCGAAACAAAAUCGUUUCAAUUCGUUGAAGACCAGCACCAGCCCGGUCAACAGCACUUCAGAUAUUGACGAGAAUCCUUACGAAGUUGUGACACCUUGCCAAAAGGAGACUUCUCCUGUCCCCCCUACACCUCCUCUUCAUCAGCGUCGCUUUGAAGGCAGACACGACAUGCCCCCGGCCCCGCCCAGCGCGUUCAGGGAUAGACGUCCAGAACCCCCUGCUCGUGAUGUUAGUCUGGCAAGCUCGUCUCCAUCCCGUCCUUCCACUGUGACAGUAGACUCAGAUUACGCAGAAGUGGUGGAAUCUGUCCGCAGGUCGCUUGUUUCAAAUGAAAGUCCGUACUCUGAGGUGGAAGAUACUGCCGCAAUACCGGAGGUAGAAGCGUACUACACCACUGAUAUUCUUCGCAACUUGCCUACUAAAACUGGAGGAGAUGCAAAGCGUGUUCCGCCUCCUAAACCUCUUCCUUACCAACUGAAGAACGCGGUGGAAGAUGAUUCCAAACCGAAAAUUCUGUCUCAUCCAAAGCCCGUCAAAACACCACCCGCCAUACCUGCCCCAUAUCGGCCGAAACGUUUUCAAGAGGAUCUUCCAAAUGACGUUGUCCCAUCGGACGAGGGUAAACUGAAAUCUCCUGUCUCUCCGACCUCACCACGAGUUCCUGUUGUGAUGCCUGGGUCGCCAAGACUUUCCUCAGCUAGAAUUGUAUCAGACUCCGCACCUUCUUCGACAUCUUCAUCCCCUAACUUAGAAAGGUCUCCAAAGUUAAAACCACCCCCACCCCCAAGAGUAUCGUCCAUAGCAGAUCCUACAAAGGGGAAAGUGACUCAGGCAGCAAAAAGCCCGGAUGAAGAGAACCGUUUGAAUGCCUACAGUCCAGUCAAUGGUGUCUUGGAACACUUUGACAAGAAUGAAAUUCCCACUAGAGACUUUGAUACUGCAUUGUCUUCCAAACCUAAUGUACUGCUUAAACCUCAAUUCGGUUCGAGACCGAGUCAUGCCGUAGAAGAAGCCGGACCGCCAAGCUUUCAGCCUCCGCCGCCGCCAAAGCUAUCAUCUCUCGUCCCCAGGGCUAACGGGGUAAAUUCCGGUUCUGUUUCGCCGGACCGUGAAAGAGCUGGAUCCCAGAACGGUAUGGAUUCUUUUGGAAUUAUUGCUCCGCCUCCGAUGGAGUGGAUGGAUGGCAAAACUGGACGUUCAUCUUCAAGAACAAGUGUAGAUUCCCUGGAUCUUAAAAUUGUUCCGCCGCCUCCUGUUCACUUUAAAGAACUCGGCAAUAAUAACGACCAACAAACUGUAAGCUCGGCAUUUGAUAUCUCGACUGUAAAUCCACCUUCCGGCUGGCAAGAAGGACCAGAGGACACUAACCUUAACAACGUCUCGCUUAAUUCCAGGAAUUCGAAAUCGGGGUUUAAAAAGGGGUAUUGGAAAAGCAGUGGGAAUGUGGACUAUGAUAUUGCGAUUGUUCCCCCUCCCCCUCCCAGUGAACCACCUCCGACCUUACCCCUGUCCGGUCCGUUGGAUUACGAGUUAGAUUUGAUUCCUUCCCCCUUAUCCGACGGCCCAGGGGGAUUAAAUAUAGAGAACAUUCCUGGCGAUCUUGAUACCACCCUGUCAGCGACUUCGGACGACGAAGAUUUACCACCUGCUCCACUUCCCCCUGGGGAGCGCUAUGCUGGAGUACCCCCACCACCCGGAGAUGGCAUAAGCAAGCCCCUGGUACCCCCACUGAGAAAGCAAAGAUAACAGCCACUGCCCUUUCAGCUGAUUGUUCAAUCACGCUAUGCUGAUGUCACGCUUUGUGUCAUGCCGUGUUGAUUUCACGUCACGGUUGGCUCACGCCAAAGUUGUGAAGGAAAUGCAGUUGCAUAUUUUUGUGAACAAUGUAACGAUGAUAUUAAUGAUAAAUUUUAAAAAUAAACUUUUUGGCUUUAACCGAUUUGGAUAGGCCCAAUGAAUUUAUUUUAGAUAAAUGGAGUUCUAGUUUAAAAUUUAGGUGAGAAAAACGUUGAUUUUGAAGCUAUACCUCUAAUCGUAGUGGCAGGGGUUUUUUUUGUAUCGUUUGUUUCUCAUUUACCCAAAGCGCGAUGCGAACAUUUAUAGCCGUAUUUAAGCGACAAGUGUAGAUAUAAAGCUAUCUUUUUUGGCGAGAUAGACUGGAUUAUAUUGCGUGCUUAUUAUUUGUACAGCUGAACGUUUUUUUUUUAAAUAUACAUAACAAGUGCGAAGUGAGAUAAAUUUAUGUCUAUUCAGAGUUACAAAGAGAAAAAACUACAGUAGUUGGAUUUUGUUCAUGCUAAACUGGGCAAAGGAAAGUUUCCGCCAUCUUGAUUUAGUUUUUUUCUUGUUAAUAACUAAGAAUGUAAAACAAACUGAGGUAUAUUUACUUAGUAAAGAUAACGUCAUUCGCUCGUCGUAGGAUUAGUUUUGAAAGAUUAUCACAGUGUAAUGUAAAUACUCAAAGCAAUGCAAGAAGUUUGUAACAUGAAUACAAGAGUGAAAUUUGGCAGAAGAUAUUAAAAGUUUAACUGGCAAGUCUGUCAAUGAAUUUUA